This is a messenger RNA of Cetraspora pellucida, 1926 nucleotides long. Lineage: Eukaryota; Fungi; Glomeromycota; Glomeromycetes; Diversisporales; Gigasporaceae. The record is from the annotation of a GenBank genome assembly.
AUGCCAAAGGAAAUUGAUAUUUCUGACAAACCGGGGUUUUCAUACUUUAUUACCACGCCAUGUGAAGAAUGGGAUGCACUAGAAUAUCAUGAAGAAUGGUGUGCGUCUAAACAUCCCAUUAACAAGGCAACGAUCACGUUAGCAAUCAUGCGACAGCUAGAAUGGCUUAUGAAGGAAGGAUCAGAAGAAGAAAAGAAGGAAGCUAACAGGAUGUUUAAGCAAUUUAAAGUGUACGAAGCAUUUGUUUUUCAUUAUUCUGUCCGUGAUAUUGUUACAUUUUUUUACGUGGCGGUUGUGGCAGGAAUCACGAGGGAAUACGUUCCGCCCGUGUAUGGAAUACGUUCCGCCCUGUCUCAACUGAGAUUGAAGCUACCCACUGGAAUACGUAUCCGAGUGGCGAUGGAAUACGUUCCGCUGAAAUCUAUCCAUGAACUUGCAAAAGAAGGUGUAAAAGCUGGUGGGUAUAUUGAUGAUUUUUGGAUUAAAAUGGAUUUGGAGAGGAAAAUAAACUUACAAGAGAUCAAGGUUUCUGCAGAAGUUCGUAAAAUACAGUCGGAUAAAUGCUUGAUCAUGAAUAAGAGGUCUCUUGAUGUCUUGAAAGAGACGGUAGUGGAACAUAAUGAAGCAUCGGCAUUAUUGGCUGACUUUGCUCGUGACGGACAGGAUGUCAGAAAAAGAAGAAAGCAGUAUCACCAGUUGGAUGGAUAUACCACUCCCUCCCCAGGUAGUCCAAUGAUACAUCCAUUGGAAGAAGAAAAUCCAUUCGUUGAGGAGGAGGAUGAUAAAGAUAUCAUAAUUGAUGACAUUCCAUGUGAAUUUUCUUUCAAAAAUGGAGAUCCAGUUGAUGAUUUACACGUGGGAGAGACUAAUGUGUCUCUACUUUUUAGAAAUUAUCAGAAUCAGUCGCUAAAUAUUGCAAGGGACAAGGGCUUAUUUGUGGAAUCAAAUGUACAGGAAAUAUUAUCGUUAUCGUCAAUUUUAUUACUUGCCUCGAAUUCCUACUCCAAUACAAUGAUUGAUCACUUCGGAUUGUCCUUGCUUGAUGAAAUUCAUCAAAAAUUUAAAUCAGAGCAACAAAUAGAGUUAGAUUCGAAUUCCGAAACAACAUUCCGAAAAGCAGUUAAAAUGGCAAUGGGUGGAUCGCGUGAUGAUGCUAUUAUCUGGUUAUGCGGAAAACUUUCAAGUGAGCAAUCUUUAAGAGAGAAUUUAGGUUUUAUUAUUCUGGACUGCUUGAGAGUGCUACCCUCUUCAAAAAUUAGGAAUGAGCACAGCGAAAUCACACACUAUACCAAUUUCCUUGAUCGUAUUAUGAAGGGACUCUUUGAUGAUCCCGAUAAACACGUAGUACAAUGGCCUAAUACAGCUUUAAACGAAAGCAAGACAAGAAAAGCCGAAGGUCGCGCUAAACAACCAGAUUUCACAACUUCCAUAAUUUGUCAAUUACAAACUAGUGCCACCUUAUUUGUGGGCGAAGUUAGCCCUCCAUCAAAAAGAGGGGAUGUAUACAAAAAUUGCAACGAUCUUAUUCGCCUGGGCGUGUUUAUGAAAGAUAUCCUAGAUUCAUCUGUUGAUAAAGGUGCUGAUAUAAAAGUGCUGGGCUUCCAGUGUGUUGAUUAUAAAGUUGACUAUUAUACCAUGGACCUUGUUCAAGGAAUUUAUAUUAUGAUUCAUCUUGGUCAGAUGUUGGUUCCAGCAUCUUUAAAGGAUAUGUCAUCUUUUGUAGAUGAUAUAGAAUUAUCUUUAAGAGUACAAGAUAUUUUUCGCAAAUCUUAUGAAAAUUUUUAUCCCAAGCUUUGUAAUCCGGGAUCAUUGACGAAAAAAGCGACAUUCAAACGAGAAACCCUUUGCACUCCAAAGUUUCGACAGCUAAUAAGUAAGAAACACGAUGUUAAUAGAAGCUGUCCAUUUUGGUUUGGACGUUUCUAA